Messenger RNA from Abrus precatorius (Indian licorice), 3304 nucleotides. RefSeq names its product pentatricopeptide repeat-containing protein At3g49730-like. The record is from RefSeq and is a predicted model, not a curated record. Lineage: Eukaryota; Viridiplantae; Streptophyta; Magnoliopsida; Fabales; Fabaceae. The transcript is spliced from 2 exons. Gene Ontology annotation, molecular function: protein binding. Bases 510 to 2495 code for a protein of 661 amino acids.
ACAAGCUUCAUCAUCGUUGAGCCACUCAUCUGCACACAUGAAUGCCUCAGAUUUUCCAAAACGGGCCUUCAAUGUCGUUUUGUAACAAAGAAGGAACGCAUGGCUCUGAAGUUACUGCACACGACGAGUCGUUUAACAUGCGCUUAAACCCAGUGUGUGAAAUUAUACAUUUUCCAUCAUAGGAUAAACUCAACUCAUUGCAAAGAAGAAUUCACGGGCAAUAUUAUACGUUUUCGUCCACAUUCAGGAAGCUCUUUCACAGAAGAAGUAAUGUCUAGGAGGCAAGUACAUUCCACAAGACAUGGUAAAGCUUCCCCAUUUAAGGAGUCUUACGUCCAUAUUCAAGAUGUUCCUCCCUGUUAUCCAUAAUUGCAGUGAUCAAGACAUCUCCUUUGACUGAGGAAGGUCAGCAUCAAACUUACUAUUCCUAGGGAUUCAGGAAUAUGCAACAAAAUAAAGUUUUGCACUGAAAUUGAGCAAGUGAAAAAAGGCAGAAACCAGAAAAGAACAUGCGGAGAUUAUCGGCAAAAACGUUGCUUUUCUAUAAAUGUGAUAUUUUACCUCUUCCCUUGAGAAAACCAUUGGCCAUUGGGCAUGAAAAUAUCAUUUAUCAGCUGUUCUCUACUGGUUCUGAGGUAAGUUCUUCUCAAAUCUCUAUGCAGUCACCACCAAACCAUAAAUCCACAAGAUUCAGUAGUAACAGCAUCAACAAUGGCUUAACAACUCAGUUUGACCUCAUUCGCCUAGAUGCCAGUCCAGUAAACCAUAUAAAUGACCAAAGCCAUGAUGAGUUUGCUUCUGAUGUGGAAAAGGUCUAUAGAAUAUUGAGAAAAUACCACUCAAGGGUUCCCAAAUUGGAGCUUGCUCUGAAAGAAUCUGGAGUUGUUGUGAGGUCUGGAUUAACUGAGCGUGUAUUGAAUCGAUGUGGUGACGCUGGGAAUUUGGCAUAUAGAUUCUUUGCAUGGGCUUCUAAGCAAUCCAGUUAUCAACACAGUCAGGAAGUGUACAAAGCUAUGAUUAAAGUUUUGAGUAAAAUGCGGCAAUUUGGUGCUGUUUGGGCGCUGAUUGAAGAAAUGAGGCAAGAGAACCCUCAGUUGAUGUCACCACAAGUGUUUGUUAUUUUGAUGAGGAGGUUUGCUUCUGCAAGGAUGGUUCAGAAGGCUAUUGAAGUAUUGGAUGAAAUGCCCAAGUAUGGGUGUGAGCCAGAUGAAUAUGUUUUUGGAUGUUUGUUGGAUGCAUUGUGCAAGAAUGGAAGCAUUAAGGAAGCAGCUUCUCUUUUUGAGGACAUGCGAUAUCGAUUUCCACCAACUGUCAAACAUUUUACUUCCUUGUUGUAUGGUUGGUGUAGGGAAGGGAAGCUUGUGGAAGCUAAACAUGUGUUGGUGCAGAUGAAGGAUGCAGACAUUGAACCAGAUAUUGUGGUUUAUAACAAUUUACUUAGUGGGUAUGCUCAAGCUGGGAAAAUGGGGGAUGCUUAUGAUCUUUUGAAAGAGAUGAGAAGGAAAGGUUGUGAACCAAAUGCAACUUCUUACACGAUUUUGAUCCAGUCACUCUGUAAACAUGAACGAUUGGAGGAGGCAAUGCGAUUAUUUUUUGAGAUGCAGAGAAAUGGUUGUCAUGUGGAUGAUGUAACCUAUUCCACAUUGAUUAGUGGAUUUUGCAAGUGGGGAAAAAUCAAAAGGGGUUAUGAGCUUUUGGAUCAGAUGAUACAGCAAGGCCAUUCCCCAAAUCAGCUUAUUUAUCAGCAUAUUAUGGUGGCCCAUGAAAAGAAGGAAGAGCUGGAAGAGUGUAUGGAACUGAUGAAUGAGAUGCAGAAGAUUGGUUGCAUUCCUGAUCUUCACGUCUAUAAUACAGUCAUUAGGUUGGCUUGCAAGUUGGGAGAGGUCAAGGAAGGUGUUCAGCUUUGGAGUAAAAUGGAAGCAAGUGGGCUUAGUCCUGGUGUUGACACCUUUGUCAUCAUGAUUAAUGGGUUUCUUGAGCAAGGCUUCCUAGUUGAAGCUUGUGAGUAUUUCAAAGACAUGGUUGGGAGAGGGCUUUUUACUGCUCCUCAAUAUGGUACCUUGAAGGAGUUGAUGAAUUCUCUUCUAAGAGCUGAGAAGCUUGAAAUGGCUAAAGAUACUUGGAAUUGUAUCACUUCUUCUAAAGGAUGUCAGCUGAAUGUCAGUGCAUGGACAAUCUGGAUUCAUGCACUCUUUUCAAAAGGACAUGUGAAGGAAGCUUGUUCAUUCUGCAUCGACAUGAUGGAUAUGGAUUUAAUGCCACAGCCAGAUACUUUUGCAAAGCUUAUGCGAGGUCUGAGGAAAUUAUAUAACAGACAAUUUGCAGCAGAGAUCACAGAGAAGGUAAGGAAAAUGGCAGCUGAUAGGCAGAUCACUUUCAAGAUGUAUAAAAGGAGAGGAGAGAGGGACUUGAAAGAAAAGGCAAAGGAGAAAAAGGAUGGGAGGAAGAGGCGGGCUAGACAACGGCAAUGGGGUGGAGGCCGUCAGAAGUUGUAAUGUGCAUCAGUGAAGCUUGACGUAAAAUCUGUACGAAUCCUGGAGGAGUGAUCUAAGGCAAGAAUUUGGUCAAGCCAUUCAAUUGAAUGGAAAUCAAAUGACGCUAUUUGUUUUUAUUUGACUAAAGGAGACUUAAUUAGAUGAUGUUAGAGAAGCUGCAUUUUUUUUUCUGAGGUAUCAGAACAUAAUUGGUCAAAAUAAUUGUAGUUUCUAAUCAUUUUCGGAUAGUAGUCUUAAAAAUUGUUUUUUCCAUUUCAGAUUGAAGGCCCACUUUGAAACUACUCUAAGGGAGUUGGGUAAUGUAAUUAGUUUAUUGUUUUAUUAGCACUUUUUUGGCAUUUUCUAUGUAUCAAGAAGUGAAGUCUUCAGGUCUGAGAUUGUGUUUUCAGUUUUGUACAGAUCUACUGAAGCAUGCCAAAGUUUUGAGCAAAAAUGCUCCUCCUCUGCAGCUAUGUGAUGUGUCUAUUGGACCCAAAUAAGCUAGGGAAAUAGUCAAGUUUGCCAGGGAUCCAACACAUAGUCCAGCUUGUUAUCUGUUGUGGUACAACUGCAGCUUUUCACCAUAGGUUUUAUUUACCUCCUAAUCUUAAUUUAUGUCAGGGAAAGAGAGAGCAAGAGGAGAGUGAAGAAAACAAUGGAAAAAAUGAAAUUUACUGUUGUACUAAGUCUUGUUUAAGGUAUGGACAGAAAGGAAUAAAUGUGGUAAUUAUUUGUAUAUAUCUUUGAUAAAUAUUUUGUCCAGAGUUCUUCUUGAUACAUUCAUAUUAAAAAAUUAAUCAAUUUGCUGUCUGAUAAAGUUGUUUUGUAUG